Eubalaena glacialis (North Atlantic right whale) is the source of this 8058-nucleotide messenger RNA. RefSeq names its product notch receptor 3 (gene NOTCH3). Gene Ontology annotation, molecular function: calcium ion binding; signaling receptor activity; Notch binding. Gene Ontology annotation, biological process: Notch signaling pathway; cell differentiation; multicellular organism development. NCBI's taxonomy places the organism in Eukaryota, Metazoa, Chordata, Mammalia, Artiodactyla, Balaenidae. The transcript has 33 exons. The record is from RefSeq and is a predicted model, not a curated record. Bases 48 to 7010 code for a protein of 2320 amino acids. Gene Ontology annotation, cellular component: membrane.
AGGAGGGAGGAGGGAGGAGGGAGGAGGAAGGGUCGCGGCCGGCCGCCAUGGGGCCGGGGCCCCGGGGCCGCCGCCGCCGUCGCCUGAUGUCGCCGCCGCCACCCCUGCCGUCCGUGCGGACGCUGCCCUUAUUGCUAUUGCUAGCGGGGCCGGGGGCUGCAGCGCCCCCUUGCCUGGAUGGAAGCCCGUGUGCGAAUGGAGGUCGCUGCACCCAGCUGCCCUCCCGGGAGGCUGCCUGCCUGUGCCCACCAGGCUGGGUGGGUGAACGGUGUCAGCUGGAAGACCCCUGCCAUUCCGGCCCCUGUGCUGGCCAUGGUGUCUGCCAGAGCUCGGUGGUGGCAGGCACCGCCCGGUUCUCCUGCCGCUGCCCCCGUGGCUUCCGAGGUCCCGACUGCUCCCUGCCAGACCCCUGCCUCAGCAGCCCCUGUGCCCAUGGUGCCCGCUGCUCGGUGGGGUCCGAUGGCCGCUACGCCUGCUCCUGCCCACCUGGCUACCAGGGCCGUAGCUGCCGAAGUGACGUGGAUGAGUGCCGGGUGGGCGGGCCCUGCCGCCACGGUGGCACCUGUCUCAACACGCCUGGCUCCUUCCGCUGCCAGUGCCCAGCUGGCUACACAGGGCCGCUGUGUGAGAGCCCCUCGGUGGCCUGUGCUCCCUCGCCGUGCCGUAACGGGGGCACCUGUAGACAGAGUGGCGACCUCACCUACGACUGUGCCUGCCUUCCUGGGUUCGAGGGCCAGAACUGUGAAGUGAAUGUGGACGACUGUCCAGGGCACCGAUGUCUAAAUGGGGGGACGUGUGUGGACGGUGUCAACACCUACAACUGCCAGUGCCCUCCAGAGUGGACAGGCCAAUUCUGUACGGAGGACGUGGACGAGUGUCAGCUGCAGCCCAACGCUUGCCACAAUGGGGGCACUUGCUUCAACACACUGGGUGGCCACAGCUGUGUGUGUGUCAAUGGCUGGACAGGCGAGAGCUGCAGUCAGAAUAUUGAUGACUGUGCCACGGCCGUGUGCUUCCAUGGGGCCACCUGCCAUGACCGUGUGGCCUCCUUCUACUGUGCCUGCCCCAUGGGCAAAACUGGACUUCUGUGUCAUCUGGAUGACGCCUGCGUCAGCAACCCCUGUCACGAGGAUGCUAUCUGCGACACGAACCCGGUGAAUGGCAGGGCCAUCUGCACCUGUCCACCUGGCUUCACAGGCGGGGCUUGUGACCAGGAUGUGGAUGAGUGUUCCAUCGGUGCCAACCCUUGUGAGCACCUGGGCCGGUGCGUGAACACACAGGGCUCAUUCCUGUGCCAGUGCGGCCGUGGCUACACUGGUCCUCGUUGCGAGACCGACGUCAAUGAGUGCCUCUCCGGCCCCUGCCGCAACCAGGCCACGUGCCUCGACCGUAUAGGCCAGUUUACCUGCAUCUGCAUGGCAGGCUUCACAGGCACUUAUUGCGAGGUGGACAUGGACGAGUGUCAGAGCAGCCCGUGUGUCAAUGGCGGGGUCUGCAAGGACAGAGUCAAUGGCUUCAGCUGCACCUGCCCCUCGGGCUUCAGCGGGGCUAUGUGUCAGCUGGACGUGGAUGAAUGCGCCAGCACACCCUGCCGGAAUGGAGCCAAGUGCGUGGACCAGCCGGAUGGCUAUGAGUGCCGCUGCGCAGAGGGCUUCGAGGGCACGGUGUGUGAGCACAACGUGGAUGACUGCUCGCCAGACCCAUGCCACCAUGGGCGCUGUGUGGAUGGCAUCGCCAGUUUCUCGUGCGCCUGUGCCCCGGGCUACACCGGCACGCGCUGUGAAAGCCAGGUGGACGAGUGCCGAAGCCAGCCCUGCCGCCACGGUGGCAAAUGCCUAGACCUGGUGGACAAAUACCUCUGCCGCUGCCCUCCCGGCACCACAGGUGUGAACUGUGAGGUGAACAUUGAUGAUUGUGCUAGCAACCCCUGCACCUUUGGAAUCUGCCGGGACAGCAUCAACCGCUAUGACUGUGUCUGCCAGCCUGGCUUCACAGGGCCUCUCUGCAACGUGGAGAUCAACGAGUGUGCAUCCAGCCCAUGCGGUGAGGGGGGCUCCUGCGUGGAUGGUGAAAAUGGCUUCCAAUGCCUCUGCCCACCUGGCUCCCUGCCCCCGCUCUGUCUUCCCCCAAGCCAUCCCUGCGCCCAAGAACCCUGCAGUCAUGGCGUCUGCCACGACGCGCCUGGAGGGUUCCGCUGCGUGUGUGAGCUUGGCUGGAGUGGCCCUCAGUGCAGUCAGAGCCUCGCUCGAGAUGCCUGUGAAUCCCAUCCCUGCUGGGCGGGCGGCACCUGCACCAGUGAUGGAACGGGCUUCCGCUGUACCUGUCCCCCUGGUGUCCAGGGCCGUCAGUGUGAGCUGCUGUCCCCCUGCACCCCAAAUCCCUGUGAGCAUGGGGGCUACUGUGAGUCUGCCCCUGGCCAGCUGGCUGUCUGCUCCUGCCCCCCUGGUUGGCAAGGCUCACGAUGUCAGCAGGACGUGGAUGAGUGUGCUGGCCCCUCACCCUGUGGUCCCCAUGGUACCUGCACCAACCUGGCAGGGAGUUUCAGCUGUGCCUGCCACGAGGGCUAUAGUGGCCCUUCCUGUGAUCAGGACAUCGAUGACUGUGACCCCAACCCCUGCCUGAAUGGUGGCUCAUGUCAGGAUGGAGUGGGCUCCUUUUCCUGCUCCUGCCUACCUGGCUUUGCUGGCCCCCGCUGCGCCCGAGAUGUGGAUGAGUGUCUGAGCAGCCCCUGCGGCCCAGGCACCUGCACAGACCACGUGGCCUCCUUCACCUGCACCUGCCCGCCGGGUUAUGGAGGCUUCCUCUGUGAGCAGGACCUACCUGACUGCAGCCCCAGCUCCUGCUUCAAUGGCGGGACCUGCGUGGAUGGUGUGAACUCCUUCAGCUGCCUGUGCCGCCUGGGCUACACUGGCGCACACUGCCAACAUGAGGCCGACCCUUGCCUCUCGCGACCCUGCUUGCACGGGGGCGUCUGCACUGCCUCCCACCCAGGCUUCCGCUGUGCCUGCCCUGAAGGCUUCACCGGCCCGCAGUGCCAGACGCUGGUAGACUGGUGCAGCCGCACGCCUUGUCAGAAUGGGGGCCACUGUGCCCGGACCGGGGCCUCUUUCUACUGCCUUUGCGCCCCGGGGUGGAGCGGCCGCCUCUGUGACAUCCAGAGUCUACCCUGCAGAGAGGCUGCAGCCCAAAUCGGGGUGCCGAUGGAGCAGCUGUGUCAGGCUGGUGGGCAGUGCGUGGACAAGGACAGCUCCCACUACUGCGUGUGCCCAGAGGGCCACACAGGCAGUCACUGCGAGCGGGAGGUGGACCCCUGCUUGGCCCAGCCCUGCCAGCAUGGGGGCACCUGCCAAGGCUACAUGGGAGGUUAUGUGUGCGAGUGUCCAGCUGGCUACACUAGUGACAACUGUGAGGAAGACAUGGACGAGUGUGCCUCCCAGCCCUGCCAGCAUGGGGGCGUCUGCAUUGACCUUGUGGCCCGCUAUCUCUGCUCGUGUCCUCCAGGAACGCUGGGUGUGCUCUGCGAGAUUAAUGAGGAUGACUGUGGCCCAGGCCCACCCCUGGACCCGGGCCCCCGGUGCCUGCACAAUGGUACCUGUGUAGACCUGGUGGGUGGCUUCCGCUGCACCUGCCCCCCGGGAUACACCGGCCUGCGCUGUGAGGCGGACAUCAAUGAGUGUCGUCCAGGUGCCUGCCAUGCGGCACAUACCCGGGACUGCCUGCAGGACCCAGGUGGGGGCUUCCACUGCCUUUGUCAUGCCGGCUUCACAGGUCCCCACUGUCAGACUGUCUUGUCUGCCUGUGAGUCGCAGCCAUGCCAGCAUGGAGGCCAGUGCCAUCCCAGCCCCGGCUCUGGGGGAGCGCUGACUUUCUCUUGCCACUGUGUCCCGCCGUUCUGGGGCCCGCGUUGCGAGCGGGUGGCACGUUCCUGCUGGGAGUUGCAGUGCCCGGUGGGCGUCCCGUGCCAGCAGACGGUCCGUGGACCGCGCUGCGCCUGCCCCCCGGGGCUGUCGGGUCCCGCCUGCCGGGGUUCCCGGGGUUCGCCACUGGGAGCCGCCAAUGCCAGCUGCGUGACCUCCCCCUGCCUCCACGGGGGCUCCUGCCGCCCGGAGACGCUGGCGCCCUUCUUCCGCUGCGCGUGCGCGCCAGGCUGGGCUGGGCCGCGCUGUGAGAUACCUGCAGCGGUGCCCGAGGCCCCCGAGGAACCGUCUUGCCCGAGAGCCGCCUGCGAGGCCAAAAGCGGCGACAAGCGAUGUGACCGAGAGUGCAACAGCCCAGGCUGCGGCUGGGACGGCGGCGACUGCUCGCUGAGCGUGAGCGACCCCUGGCGGCAGUGCGCGGCGUUGCAGUGCUGGCUCCUCUUCAACAACAGCCGCUGCGACCCCGCCUGUAGCUCACCCGCCUGCCUCUAUGACAACUUCGACUGCCGCGCAGGCGGCCGGGAGCGCACCUGCAACCCGGUGUAUGAGAAGUACUGCGCGGACCACUUUGCCGACGGCCGCUGCGACCAGGGCUGCAACACAGAGGAGUGCGGUUGGGAUGGACUGGACUGUGCGGGUGAGGUGCCGGCUCUGCUGGCCCGAGGCAUCCUGGUGCUCACUGUGCUGCUGCCGCCGGAGGAGCUGCUGCGCUCCAGCGCCGACUUCCUGCAGCGGCUCAGCGGCAUCCUGCGCACCUCGCUGCGCUUCCGUCUGGACGAGAACGGCCAGGCUAUGGUCUUCCCUUACCACCGGCCUGGUCCUGGCUCCGAAUCCCGGAACCGGCGGGAGCUGGCACCUGAGGUGAUCGGCUCUGUGGUGAUGCUGGAGAUUGACAACCGUCUGUGCCUGCAGUCGCCUGAGAAUGACCACUGUUUUCCUGACGCCCAGAGCGCGGCGGACUACCUGGGAGCAUUGUCAGCGGUGGAGCGCCUUGACUUCCCGUACCCACUGCGGGCUGCACGGGGGGAACCGCUGGAGCUGCCAGAGCCAAGCGUGCCGCUACUGCCCCUGCUGGCUGCGAGCGCCGUCUUCCUGCUGGUCAUCCUCGUCCUGGGCGUCAUGGUGGCCCGCCGCAAGCGUGAGCACAGCACCCUCUGGUUCCCCGAGGGCUUCGCGCUGCACAAGGAUGCUGCAGCUGGCCACAAGGGCCGGCGGGAACCCGUGGGCCAAGACGCUCUGGGCAUGAAGAACAUGGCCAAGGGUGAGAGUCUGAUGGGAGAGGUGGCCACAGACUGGAUGGACACAGAGUGCCCGGAGGCCAAGCGACUGAAGGUAGAGGAGCCUGGUGUGGGAGCUGAGGAUGCUGUGGAUUGCCGCCAGUGGACUCAACACCACCUGGUUGCUGCCGACAUCCGUGUGGCACCAGCCAUGGCAUUGACGCCACCACAGGGCGAUGCAGAUGCUGAUGGCAUGGAUGUCAACGUGCGUGGUCCAGAUGGCUUCACCCCGCUAAUGCUGGCCUCCUUCUGUGGGGGGGCCCUGGAAGCAAUCCCAGCUGAGGAGGACGAGGCAGAAGACACGUCAGCCAGCAUCAUCUCAGACCUUAUCUGCCAGGGGGCGCAGCUUGGGGCUCGGACCGACCGCACGGGUGAGACGGCCCUGCACCUGGCUGCCCGCUAUGCCCGGGCUGAUGCGGCCAAGCGGCUGCUGGAUGCUGGGGCAGACACCAAUGCCCAGGACCACUCAGGCCGCACCCCCCUGCACACAGCCGUCACUGCUGAUGCCCAGGGCGUUUUCCAGAUUCUCAUCCGGAACCGCUCCACAGACCUGGAUGCCCGCAUGGCAGAUGGCUCCACAGCACUGAUCUUGGCGGCCCGCCUGGCAGUGGAGGGCAUGGUGGAAGAGCUCAUCGCCAGCCAUGCUGAUGUCAAUGCUGUGGAUGAACUCGGAAAAUCAGCCUUACACUGGGCUGCAGCUGUCAACAACGUGGAGGCCACCUUGGCCCUGCUCAAAAAUGGAGCUAACAAAGACAUGCAAGAUAGCAAGGAGGAGACUCCGCUGUUCCUGGCCGCCAGGGAGGGCAGCUUUGAGGCUGCCAAGCUGCUGCUGGACCACUUUGCCAACCGUGAGAUCACAGACCACCUGGACAGGCUGCCCCGGGAUGUGGCCCAGGAGCGGCUGCACCAGGACAUCGUGCGCUUGCUAGACCAGCCCAGUGGGCCCCGUAGCCCCCCUGGCCCCCACGGCCUGGGGCCCUUGCUCUGCCCGCCCGGGGCCUUCCUCCCAGGCCUCAAGGUGGCACAGUCCGGGGGCAAGAAGAGCCGGAGGCCUCCUGGGAAGGCGGGGCUGGGGCCUCAGGGCGCCCGGGGGCGGGGCAAGAAGCUGACCCUGGCCUGCCCGGGGCCCUUGGCCGAGAGCUCCGUCACGCUCUCGCCCGUGGACUCGCUGGACUCCCCACGGCCCUUUGGUGGCCCCCCCGCGUCCCCUGGCGGCUUCCCCCUUGAGGGGCCCUACGCGGCUGCCACGGCCACAGCCGUGUCUCUGGCGCAGCUUGGUGGCGCGGGCCGGGCAGGUCUCGGGCGCCAGCCCCCCGGGGGCUGUGUGCUCAGCCUGGGCCUGCUGAACCCCGUGGCCGUCCCCCUCGACUGGGCCCGGCUGCCCCCACCUGCCCCGCCAGGUCCCUCCUUCCUGCUGCCGCUGGCCCCGGGACCCCAGCUGCUGAACCCCGGGAACCCCGUGUCCCCCCAGGAGCGGCCCCCACCAUACCUGGCAGCCCCAGGACAUGGCGAUGAGUUCCCCGCGGCCGGGGCCCACAGCAGCCCCCCAAAGGCCCGCUUCCUGCGGGUCCCCAGCGAGCACCCUUACCUGACCCCAUCCCCAGAGUCCCCCGAGCACUGGGCCAGCCCCUCACCUCCCUCACUCUCGGACUGGUCCGACUCCACGCCCAGCCCGGCCACUGCCACCGGGGCCACGGCCGCUGGGACACUGUCUGCCCAGCCGCUCCCCCUGUCGGUCCCUGGCCCUCUUGCUCAGUCCCAGACCAAGCUAGGGUCCCAGCCUGAAGUCACCCCCAAGAGGCAAGUGUUGGCCUGAGGGCUCCACAGUUCCUAGAUUUGGGGAGGCUGUAGAGACACCCCAUCCUGUUUCCUCUCUCUCUCCCCUUUUAGUCCAUUUCAUUCUCUCUAAUCUCUUCUUCUCCUGCACCCCACCCUCCUUGCAGUGUGACCAAGACAGGUCACAAGCCUAGGGCUUCAGUCUUCCUUUAUUUAUAAGGGGUGCAGGGUGACCCCCACCCUUUGGGUCUUGUGGUGAGUCUGGGACAUGCUCCUGCCUCUCCCCUCUUCCUGGGGCCACCCCCUCAUUCUCUCCUGCUUUCUUGCCUCUUCUGGCCUCUCACUCAUGUUCUGACACAGGUGGAUUAUUAUUUUUUUUUUUUUUACAUUUUGUAUAGAAACAAAUUCAUUUAAACAAACUUAUUAUUAUUAUUAUUUUUUACAAAAUAUAUAUAUGGAGACGCUCCCUGCCCCCUGCGAACCCCCCUGUGCCCCCGUGGGGCUGAGUCUGUGGGCCCAUUCGGCCAAGCUGGAUUCUGUGUACCAAGUACACAGGCAUGACCGGGAUCCUGUGUACCGAGUACACGACCCUGGUGUGUACCAAGUAGGCACCCUUGGGCGAACCCUUUGGGGCUAGGGGUCGGGUGAGACUUGGGAGCCUCCUCCCCACCCCACCUCCCUCACUUCACUGCAUUCCAGAUGGAACUUAUUCUGUAGCUUUGCUGGGGGAAGUGCCCUUCUGGCCUGGAGAGCCUGUCCCCAAGCCCCCCAUCACAGAGUGUGGGCCACCUCCCUUUGGGAACUGGGGGAUGGGGUGGCCGGUGGGAAUAUGAGGACCAGGGGAGACAUGUGCAUUUUACUUUGUCUCCCUGUAAAUAGGGGCCUGCAGGGAGGAAAGGAGCUGCCUGCACGGCACCUCCUCCUCCUGGUACUCCCCUGGCCCAGCCCCAGGGCAGAAUAGAAGUUAUUUGUAGGCUAUUUUUGUAAUAUAGCUUCUGGCCACAGUCCCUGUGUAGCUGAAUCCCCAGGCCUUGCAUUGUACAGCCCCCUUUCCCCUCACCACCUAAUAAAGGAAUAGUUAGCACUCA